CAUUGGACGCAGGAAAGGGUCCAAAGGUACAUGCGCGUAGGCUUCUCUAUUGUUCUCGUGGUAUCUGGUGACGGCUUUAGUGGGAAAAGCGCUGCUUGGAACCGGAUGUAAAGCUAACCAGAUUACGUCGUUGGUGUUUCCCCUUUUUAAGACUAAGUGGUAGGCGUGGCUUAAACGGUUACUUCUUGAAUAUGCAAAUUUGUGACUGCUACUACAAUCAUGGAGGAAGGGCUUACGAAUUUGGGGUAUUUAAUAGGCAAGUUGACUCGUUGGAAGAAAGAAUAAGCCCGUCAGCCUCGUCACGUUGAGACAACGUAAGAAGAAAAAAACUCAAAAUGAAAGCUGCAAUAAUCGGAGGUGGUUUCAGCGGCUUGCUGUCCAUCAAGGCAUGCAUAGAAGAAGGAAUUGAACCCCAUUGCUUCGAAAGAUACGACCAACUCGGAGGUGUUUGGGUUUACCAAGAAGGCCUCCGUCCGGGUCAAGGGUCAGCUAUAUAUGACUCACUGAUCACGAACUCCAGCAAGGUCAUGAUGGCUUUAAGCGACUACCCCUUCCCCAAGAAUGCACCACCGUAUCCACGUCCCAAACACAUCCUCAAAUACAUGCAAGACUACGCAGCCCACUUCGACCUCGAGAAGUAUAUCCAGUACAACACGUCCGUACUCCGGGUCGAGCCGACGGCUGAUUUUGAGACUACGGGACAGUGGCUGGUGCGCACGCGCAUGGACGGCUGUGAGGAAAAGGCGGUAGUUUUUGAUGCAGUUUUCGUCUGCUCUGGAAUGUACAAGAAGCCUUUCGUGCCAGAGUAUCCGGGGCUUGAUGAAUUUGAGGGACAGAAAAUACACACAAAUGAAUUCAGAAAGCCCGACUCUUUCGCCGGGAAAACAGUAGUUGUUAUGGGUUCGUCGAACUCAGCCGGUGAUGUCGCCGUUGAUUUGAGCCGAUGGGCCCGCCAGGUCCACCUGACGAUGAGGCACGGUUGCUGGGUCGUCAAACGCAUGUCUUCGGACGGUGUUCCCGUUGAUAUGACAGUCAACAAAAGAAUCAUACAGUUUGCUCCAACUGCCUUAGUUGGUAAGAUUGCAGAGUCCAAAGCCAACGUGAACUUCAACCAUAGUAAACUCGGCCUGUCUGCAGAGGCUGGUCUCCUGAACAGUGAGGUCAUGAUAAACGAUGAAAUUGGAGACCGAAUUAUGUGCGGUGCGAUCCAGUGCAGACCCGGGGUCAAACGAUUUACAAAGAACGGCGUGGAGUUUGUCGAUGGGGUCAAGGUUGAUAACGUUGAUGCCGUUAUGUUCGCCACUGGGUACGAGCUUGGCUACGACUUCAUUGACAGGUCGAUUAUACAAGACAACUUUGCCGAUUUGGACUUGUACCUGCACGUUUUCCCGCCAAAACUACGUCACCAGACCCUCGCUGUGAUUGGUUGCGUAACAACGCUUGGGGGACAGCCCCCUGUCUUCGAACUCCAAACCAGAUUGGCUGCUCAGGUAUUCAAGGGGAAAGUGCGCAUGCCCGAUGAGCAGACGAUGAUGGAUGACGUCAUAAGGAGAAGGGAUGUCCUCUUCCAAACAUUUGGAAAACACAGACUUUUUUUCCCGCCUAUACCUUAUCAAGAUCACCUGGCCGAUCUGAUGGGUGCAAAACCAAAGUUCACUAAACUCUUUCUGACCAAUCCAAGGCUUGCGUUCCAGGUGCUUUUCGGACCCUGCUACCCAGCAACCUAUCGCCUUUGUGGCCCACAUUCUUGGAGCGGUGCCAAGAAAGCUGUCGAAGAAUCCUGGGAUAGCAUCAUACACGCAACACAGACGCGGGUACCCGUGAAGCAGCGCAAGCAAAAGAGCGCGGUGACGUCUGGAGGGCAAUUCUUCGGAGCGCUCGUAUCUUUGAUGGUAUUAGUUGUUACGCUUUUGCUUGUGUUGAAGUAAAAGAACUGUGUUAUGGUUUUUGAACACACCCUUUCAAACUGAUAAUUUUUCAACCCACAAAAAGUACCCCAAAACCUUUUUUUAGAACUAAAGUCUGAUUUCCGAUCUUUGUUUUGCUCUUUGGAGAAGUCUGAAACAUUAUGAUUAAAUUCUGAAAUGUAAAUAAAGACUGCACCGUGUGUAUACAUUUAUGUAUAUCGGUCAGCCCUGAUUUCCUACUUUUUUUUCAAAGGACCAAAUAGCAUACCUGCAUUUAAACCAGGUAAUAUUUUGUAUCUUUACUAAAAAAAGUCAAGAGAUUAUUUUUGACAAAUAAAAAUGAAAAAGAUUUAAUAGUCACUGCCAUUAUUUCACGAGAAAAGCAAAAUGCAUUUUUUCAAUUUUGAAUUUUAUAGAUUUUACUUUCUAACUCAAUUUUUGUAUUCGCGUUUUGCAUUGUAUUUUCAAGCUACAAUAUUUUAUGGGUUUUUAAGGUGAAACUGUUGAACAAUAUAUAUUCUCUGUUUAGAAAGAGGGUGCCUUUGUACAUUUGAUAGCCCUUCUGGCAGGCAAGCUACUUACUGGUACUACACAGUUCAUAUGGCAAAUUUUGCAUUUGGUUGUCAUGAUUUCAACAUAGUAUGGCGUCAUCAACCUUUUUUUUAAAAUAUUAUUUGACAUAAAAAUACUAUAGAUGGGUAUCAAACACAGUGUAAUUUUUCACCGUUUUAUAGAGACUUGUAUUUAUUGAUUUAUUUAUGUUUUCAAAUUUUCAUAAGGACUCUAUUAUUUUGGAAAUUAGUGGUAAAAGGGAAUCAAACAUUGAAGCUCAUCCUAAAAAGAAGGCUUCACACCAGGGCAAAAUUUCAUAGAGCUGCUUAAGAAAACACCGCUUAAAAAUGUCCUGCUUAGCACAAUAUGCAGAUUACCAGUCACAAGUUUUAGAUGUGACAUGGUAUUUUGGUUGGUGAACAUAAUUUUGUUGUGCUUAUCUACUUUUGUCCUCAAAUUAUCUCGAUUGGGGCCCAGAUGGCAAGGGGUGAUCAAAGCGAAUGAACCACUGUAAUUUGUUGACCUAUUGCCCCACCAACUUGUAAAGAGCAGGGCACUAUUUAAAACGCCCUGCUUAGCAGCGUGAGCAGGAUACCAGUCAUAAAUUGUACAUGUUACACGGUACUUUGGCUGGUAACCUUAUUCUGGUAAGCUUAAUGU
Asterias rubens (European starfish) is the source of this 3119-nucleotide messenger RNA. Its product is annotated as dimethylaniline monooxygenase [N-oxide-forming] 3-like. The coding region runs from base 336 to 1928 and encodes 530 amino acids. Lineage: Eukaryota; Metazoa; Echinodermata; Asteroidea; Forcipulatida; Asteriidae. The record is from RefSeq and is a predicted model, not a curated record. The transcript has 9 exons. Gene Ontology annotation, molecular function: NADP binding; flavin adenine dinucleotide binding; N,N-dimethylaniline monooxygenase activity.